CCUUAACCUCUCUCUACCCCUCUCGUCUUGCGUUCUCCCAGUUUCAGCAGAAGAAGCAGCAGCAGCCAUGGGUGGAGUAGGAAGAGGUGGUGGACAAAAGAGAGGAAGAACACAGAGAAAACACUUUAAACAGACUAGAGAAAACGUUUGGAAGAAAACUAGAUCUGAUUCUACUAACAACAAUGAUAAUAACAAUGGUGAAAAUCACCAACCAGGGUGGGAACCUUUUGCUAAUCAGAACUUAGCUUUUGAAGCUUAUUACAAAGAACAAGGUAUAGUGAAGGAGGAGGAAUGGAAAGUGUUUAUGAAUGUUCUUCAUAAACCAUUGCCAGCUGCUUUCAGAAUCAAUUCUAGUGGACAAUUUUAUGAGGAUAUUCGUUCCCAGCUAGAGAAUGACUUUAUGAAAACUCUUGAAUUCGAGGUGGCUGAUGGUGAUGAAGGGAUACCUGUCAGACCAUUACCUUGGUAUCCUAAUAAUAUGGCUUGGCAUUCGAAUUUUUCAAGAAUGCAGUUACGCAAGAAUCAAUCUCUUGAGAGGUUUCAUCAUUUCUUGAAGCAAGCAAAUGAUAUUGGAAACAUAACACGACAAGAGGCUGUUAGCAUGGUACCCCCACUGUUCCUGGAUGUACGGCCUGAACAUUUCGUACUUGAUAUGUGUGCAGCUCCUGGCUCGAAAACGUUCCAAUUACUUGAGAUAAUACAUCAAUCAUCUGACUCAGCACUGCCUACUGGACUGGUUAUCGCUAAUGAUGUGGACGCCCAAAGGUGUAACCUUCUCAUCCACCAGACCAAGAGAAUGUGUUGUGCCAACUUGAUAGUUACCAACCAUGAGGCUCAGCACUUCCCCAGCUGCAAUUUGAGCAAAAACGGCGUAGACACAUCUGAACAUGGAAAUCCAGAUAUCAGUCAACUCUUGUUUGAUCGAGUCUUAUGUGACGUUCCAUGCAGUGGAGAUGGAACUCUUCGCAAGGCUCCUGACAUUUGGAGGAAGUGGAGUGGAGGUAUGGGCAACGGAGUGCAUCGCCUUCAAGUGCAGAUCGCUAUGCGUGGUAUUGCUUUGCUUAAAGUAGGUGGAAGAAUGGUAUACUCAACCUGUUCGAUGAAUCCCGUCGAGAAUGAAGCUGUGGUUGCUGAGAUUCUGAGGAGAUGUGGGGAAUCUGUUGAACUUCUUGAUGUCUCUACCGAGCUCCCUCAAUUGGUCCGUCGCCCGGGAAUUAAGAGUUGGAAGGUCCGUGAUAAGGGUGUAUGGUUAGCUUCUUACAAAGAUGUGUCUAAGUACCGCAGAACUGCCAUUGUGCCAAGCAUGUUUCCUUCCGGUCAAAGCUUUGAUGCCGAAACAGUGGUUCCUUCAGGGUUAGAUGAAAACGUGGUUCCUCCUAGCAAUGACAAUGACAUGGAGAAUGUAGAUUCUGAUCAUGUCAACAAGCAGUCCGAGAUCCUUGUGAGUCCAACUGAUGCUUUGGAGAUGGAGGUUUCAGAUCUCCCUCUAGAACGUUGCAUGAGGAUAGUGCCCCAUGAUCAGAACACUGGAGCUUUUUUCAUUGCAAUUCUUCAGAAAGUAUCCCCUCUUCCUGCGGUUUCAAGUUCCACCAAACCGAAGGAAACUUUAACAAACGGGAAUCACAAGUUACCCUUGAAGGUAUCAGAUGAGGUACCCAGAGAAACUAAUAGCGCAGAACCAUCCGCUAUAUCAAAUGUGGAAUCAUCAGAUGGAAAAACAGAGGUUGGUGCUACAGGACUUAAUUCUCGUGAGGUAGUCGAAGAAGAAAAUGAGAAAGAACACACAGAGAAUGUGAAUGCAGAGACGGACACUAAGAAAGCUGGAGGUAACCGGAGGUUGCAAAAUCAAGGCAAGUGGAGAGGUGUUGAUCCAGUUGUUUUUUUCCGGGAGGACACUGUUCUUAGUAGUAUUAAGGAUUUCUAUGGAAUCAGUGAUUCAUUCCCAUUGAAUGAUCACCUUGUGACGCGAAAUACUGAUUUCCAGAGUUGUAAGAGAAUUUACUACAUUUCAAAGUCAGUUCAGGAUGUUAUGAAGCUGAAUUUUCAAGUCGGGCAACAACUGAAGAUAAUAUCUAUUGGUCUAAAGGCCUUUGAGCGACAAACAGUAAAAGAAGAUAGUGCUUCCGAAUGCAUGUACCGUAUAUCGUCUGAAGGAUUACCAUUACUUCUUCCUUACAUCAGCAAGCAAAUCCUAUGUGCAUCCUUGGCGGACUUCAAGCACCUGUUGCAGUACAGGUCUAUCAAAUUUCAAGAUUUUGUCAAUCCUCAAUUUGGCGAGAAGGCAUCAUCGGAGAUUAAGUUAGGGUGUUGUAUUGUUGUACUGCAAACAGAAGAUCAACCUACUUCAAAACCUAUGGAUGCAUCGACAAUAGCUAUUGGUUGUUGGAGAGGGAAGUCCAGUGUAAGUGUAAUGGUUCCAGAAACAGACUGCCAAGAACUUCUUGAGAGGCUUUCUGCACGUUUGGGGUUCGAGAUGGUUCCGGUGAAAGAAAAACCAACAGUUAGGAGAGGAAAGAAAGAUGAUGCUGAAGAGAAGCUAGUGAAAGAACCAGUAGAAGAAGAAGCUAUAGUUGGUUGAGUUAUUGAACAUUUUUCGUGUUUUAUUUUUCGUCACUUUUACUUACCAGUUUGAUUCAGCUGUAUUUGCAAUUAUAUGAUUCUUUUGCCAGAAAUUUGUAGUGAAAUCUGUUAUCAAAUAACUUGCUUCAUCUUGAAUAGAAAAAGUUAGAAACUAGUCUUGAUUUUCGUCAGGAUCUAGACCAAGAUUACUACUGCUAUCUAUGAAACUUAAAGCACCAA
Molecule: messenger RNA, 2799 nt
Organism: Papaver somniferum (opium poppy)
Lineage: Eukaryota; Viridiplantae; Streptophyta; Magnoliopsida; Ranunculales; Papaveraceae
Product: tRNA (cytosine(34)-C(5))-methyltransferase-like
Exons: 15
Coding region: 68-2578 (836 amino acids)
Biological process (GO): RNA methylation
Molecular function (GO): RNA binding; tRNA (cytidine-N5)-methyltransferase activity
Source: RefSeq, a predicted model, not a curated record